Molecule: messenger RNA, 327 nt
Organism: Brenthis ino (lesser marbled fritillary)
Lineage: Eukaryota; Metazoa; Arthropoda; Insecta; Lepidoptera; Nymphalidae
Source: the annotation of a GenBank genome assembly
AUGCCCGGCGCCGCCGCUGCGCCCGGCUCCUACCGACGACGACCUACACCUAUACGUAUACCUGUCGAGUCGUACAUCACGAGACAUAUCACCGAGAGACGUCAACAAAUCUUAGUAAAAAGGCACGGCACUGAUUUUUCGGACUUAAAACCUUAUACUGUAAUUGCAAAAUAUAUUUAUACGAUUGUAAGUUUGGGUUACUACAAAGAGAUGCGGCGAGCGGCGCGCGGGCUAUGCGACACAUUCCGCGCGCGAGGAGCGGGAAGCGAAGGAGCGGACGUCGCGCGCCGCGCGCUCCUAAUCGCCGCCGCUGCAUACUGUGCUCAU